Bactrocera dorsalis (oriental fruit fly) is the source of this 3079-nucleotide messenger RNA. RefSeq lists its product as uncharacterized. The record is from RefSeq and is a predicted model, not a curated record. NCBI's taxonomy places the organism in Eukaryota, Metazoa, Arthropoda, Insecta, Diptera, Tephritidae. The transcript is spliced from 2 exons. Gene Ontology annotation, molecular function: nucleic acid binding. The coding region runs from base 1066 to 2151 and encodes 361 amino acids.
CAUAACUUUCAUACGACUGAACCAAAUUUGAUAAUUUUUUUUUUUUAAAUUUUCGUUGAGGUUCAGAGAUGGUUUAUGCGGAGAAAAAAAAUCGAAUAAUUGCCGGAAAACCUCUAAAAACUGCCCUUAUUUUUUUCUCAUACAAACGAAUGAAUGUUUGUUCGUUACUAACGCUAAGAGAACGGCUGAAUCAAUAUAGAUGAAAUUUUCAAGAGAAUGUUCUGUGUGAAUCGGGGAAGGUUUAGAAAUAAAAAAACCUGUAUGCUUUUCGUGAGGAAAAGUCGGAAAAUUGGAUUAUUCCAAAAAGUUAAUUUUUUCCAUACAAAAUAUUUUUUAAAUUUUUUUGUUUUGUUUUUCAAUUAUUUGAAUCGUUCAAAUUUGUCGUUUGCUUCAAAAAUUUUUGAAUAUUAUUCAGUGAAAUUGUUAUGUGUGUUGCAUACAAAGUGAUCAAUUACAGAUUGAAAUUUGCUACGAUGCCACGAAGAGGUCUCGCUAAUAUCGGUCGGCGUUCUUUUUGGCAUCAACAUACAUUAGUAGCCCAAGGCAUAUGACCGAGUAUUCCCAGGAUGCGAUGACAUACGUGCGGUGUUAUGGAUCGCGGUCAAUCAGCAAGCGAUCGUCACGAUGUCACAGCAAGACUUUUCCAGCAACAGCUUCGAUGGACUCUAUCUUGAAGCAACGUACAUAUAUGUAGAUGGUGCUGCUAGAUGCUAGAUGUACUCUGUUGAGUGGCAACAGAAAGAUUUGCGCACGCACACAUUCUUCUUUGGAUGGUGGAUUGUGGUUACAGAAGAUCAAAUUGAUGAAAUCAUUCAAUAAUGCGGCAAUUCCUAAUGCAAAGGAAGAUCCAGUAUUAUACGAAGUGAUAAAAACCAAUAAGGUUCAUGGACCUUGCGGACACCACAAUCCCACUUCGGUUUGUAUGUCUCACAAUAAAUGCAAACAAAAUAUAACGGGUGAUUUUUUUGAGGUUAGGAUUUUCAUGCAUUAGUAUUUGACAGAUCACGUGGGAUUUCAGACAUGGUGUCAAAGAGAAAGAUGCUCAGUAUGCUUUGACAUUUCAUCAUGAAUAGACUUACUAACGAGCAACGCUUGCAAAUCAUUGAAUUUUAUUACCAAAAUCAGUGUUCGGUUCGAAAUGUGUUUCGCGCUUUACGUCCGAUUUAUGGUCUACAUAAUCGACCAAGUGAGCAAACAAUUAAUGCGAUUGUGACCAAGUUUCGCACUCAGUUUACUUUAUUGGACAUUAAACCAACCACACGAAUGCGUACAGUGCGUACAGAAGAGAAUAUUGCGUCUGUUUCUGAGAGUGUGGCUGAAGACCGUGAAAUGUCGAUUCGUCGCCGUUCGCAGCAAUUGGGUUUGUGUUAUUCGACCACAUGGAAGAUUUUACGCAAAGAUCUUGGUGUAAAACCGUAUAAAAUACAGCUCGUGCAAGAACUGAAGCCGAACGAUCUGCCACAACGUCGAAUUUUCAGUGAAUGGGCCCUAGAAAAGUUGGCAGAAAAUCCGCUUUUUUAUCGACAAAUUUUGUUCAGCGAUGAGGCUCAUUUCUGGUUGAAUGGCUACGUAAAUAAGCAAAAUUGCCGCAUUUGGGGUGAAGAGCAACCAGAAGCCGUUCAAGAACUGCCCAUGCAUCCCGAAAAAUGCACUGUUUGGUGUGGUUUGUACGCUGGUGGAAUCAUUGGACCGUAUUUUUUCAAAGAUGCUGUUGGACGCAACGUUACGGUGAAUGGCGAUCGCUAUCGUUCGAUGCUAACAAACUUUUUGUUGCCAAAAAUGGAAGAACUGAACUUGGUUGACAUGUGGUUUCAACAAGAUGGCGCUACAUGCCACACAGCUCGCGAUUCUAUGGCCAUUUUGAGGGAAAACUUCGGACAACAAUUCAUCUCAAGAAAUGGACCCGUAAGUUGGCCACCAAGAUCAUGCGAUUUAACGCCUUUAGACUAUUUUUUGUGGGGCUACGUCAAGUCUAAAGUCUACAGAAAUAAGCCAGCAACUAUUCCAGCUUUGGAAGAUAACAUUUCCGAAGAAAUUCGGGCUAUUCCGGCCGAAAUGCUCGAAAAAGUUGCCCAAAAUUGGACUUUCCGAAUGGACCACCUAAGACGCAGCCGCGGUCAACAUUUAAAUGAAAUUAUCUUCAAAAAGUAAAUGUCAUGAACCAAUCUAACGUUUCAAAUAAAGAACCGAUGAGAUUUUGCAAAUUUUAUGCGUUUUUUUUUAAAAAAAAGUUAUCAAGCUCUUAAAAAAUCACCCUUUACAUACUUUGUAGAACAUUUGCUUUCGCAAUAAAUUUAUCACAGCAAUACAUAUGCAUAAUAUGUAUAUACAUAUACAUAACAUUGCUGUGAUGCCCUGAGAAGUAUAGUCUUAAUAAAUUUAUUUUUAAUUUUUUGCUUACUAAUAGAAAUUAAAUUUAUCACAGCAAUAUUAUGUAUAUGUUUAUGUAUAUUGCUGUGAUAAAUUUAUUUUCUAUUAGUAAGAAAAAAAUAUUUAUUAGUAUAGAUUUCCAAAAGCACAGAAAUGAUUCUGUGAAUUUAUUCAUUAAAAUCGCCACUCAGAAGUCAUUUUAUCCCUUGUAAGCGAGCGAUUUUCUUAAAUCUCACGCUCCCAGAUAAAACCAUAUACCUCGUCCUCGUGGGUCAGUUUCAAAAACCACAGAAAUGAUUCUGUGUGAUUCUGAAAGGCCAACGCAGAGUAUUUCAACCAAAACAUACGUAAAAUAGUUGAGAAUUCGCAGAAAUGAAAGACAAACGAAAGAAAAAGAAGUAUAACUUCAAUAAUGCACAAGCAUACAAACAUACAUAUGCGCACACAUGUGAAUAUGUCACCAACCAAAAAUUGAAACAUUGUUCUACAAAAAAAACAACAGCAUAAGCAUGGAACAUUGUGUUGUGUUGUUGUGUCGGCCGAGCUGUGCCGAAAGAAACGAACAAACGAUCGCCGAUUGUCACCGCUUCGCUUGCUGCUCGCACAUCUUCGCAGACAAGGUUGCGUUACAUUCAUAUGGAUGAAGCGAGGUUGCGCAACUUUGCGUUACUUUUAUAUGGAAGGUUGCGCAACCAGAAUCUAUCGCAAC